This is a messenger RNA of Gilbertella persicaria, 2299 nucleotides long. RefSeq lists its product as uncharacterized. The record is from RefSeq and is a predicted model, not a curated record. NCBI's taxonomy places the organism in Eukaryota, Fungi, Mucoromycota, Mucoromycetes, Mucorales, Choanephoraceae. Bases 80 to 1993 code for a protein of 637 amino acids. The transcript is spliced from 2 exons. Gene Ontology annotation, biological process: intracellular signal transduction.
GUUCUCCUUGAUUUUCAUUUUAUUAUUUAUUGUCUUGUUUUAUUCAAUUCUUUUCUUUUAUUUUCUUAUUGACUAAACAAUGCCAAAAACAGACACAAGUUUUUCUACUUACACUUCCAUGAUGCGGGUGACAAGCAAAGGAAGACCAUAUACUAAAGAUCUAUAUGACAUGUUUGCUGCUGUAUUGCUUCAGAUUGAACUGACGGAUCACCGAAUCAUGUUUCGUACUUAUCCUUACACAUUCACCACAGCCGAAGCCGCUCAAGUCAUGUCCUCGCUCACAUUCAUUCAUGUUCACCGAAAACCCGAUCCUGCAGAUCCCUCACGUCAAAUUGCGACUCGGACCACAACCACAUUCAGCAUGGACUAUGGUACAGCAAAGCACUUGCUACAACAAUUCUUAGCUGCUCGUCUCAUCAUGAGUGCUACUGAUCCCACCAAUUGGUCUAUCAAAGACAAAGGUCUUUGGUCUCCUACAUUAAAGGGCAAAUAUGUACUCGAAGAAUUUACUGAUUCCACUCAAGUAGAGAUGCCUAACACACUCAUUGCUGCCCUGAAUGCACCUUACAUGUCUCCUGGAUCCACUGGCCGCUUGAUUACCUUAGAGCGCCUCAGUGAUAACGAUGACCAAAUCACAUUUGCUCGGCCAAAUAUGACCAUAGCCUUCAAAGCCAUGAUGUCAAGUUUACCAAGAGAUGCUCUGUUUAUGGAAGAAAUUGUUGGUGUUGAGAAACGUAGCUUUACCGGCCAGUAUGAACACACGAUUGUAGGCACACAUUGUGUUGAAUGGUUGUGUGAUCGUUUGACUGUCAAUUCCCGAGAAGAAGCUGAAAUGGUUGCUGCUCAAUUUGUCUUGUUUGGCUGGAUUGCACUUGUCUUGGACCGAUCAGAUCGCGUGCUAAAUAGUAAAGAUGAUGCCAUGGCAUUCAAGACAGCAAGGAAUGCAAUCUAUUAUAUCACUGAGCGUGGUUGCUUGAUUCUCGGAGCAAAAGCCUUUACAGGCGAAGAGCAAACAAGCAGCAUCUCGGCUGAUUCUGUAACAACAAACGAUAGCCAUGUUAUCAUGAAGCAAGCACCUCGUAGACGCAAUCCAUCAGCCAACAGUAACGUCAGUUAUGAGUCUACAGAAGCCAAACCUGCUGAAAUGAUACGCCAUGAUUCCGCUACUGCUGGUAUAACCCCUCCUGAACGCCCACCAAGCAUGAUUGAGACUUCUCCCAUUAAAGAUAAUUCACAAUGGACACGUUUGAUGCAAAUCUUGGAAACGCCAUUAAUGCGUAUGUAUUUCCGAGACUUUUUACGUUCCAAUUAUUGUGUUGAGAACAUCAAUUUCUGGGUUGAUCACAAUAAGCUGAUAGCUAGCAGCAACAAGAAUGUGAUUGACCAACUUUCAGACGCUUAUGCAAUUUACGAAAACUACCUUGGACCACAAGCAACAGCCGAUUUAAAUAUUGACCAUACACUGAAUCAAGACAUCAUUCGUUAUUGCUCUACCUAUUUCUAUACUGUCAAUCAAACACCUCCGUCCCAUGUCCCUCAUUUUACUAUGUCUUUCCCUACGCCCAAUCAUACCACUGUCGCUCCUUCUGCUAAGUCCUCCAAGGCGUCCACUCGUCUUUUAUUAUUACCGCCUCAAGUUGUUUCAGGUACAAGCAAGAAGCGUAUUGUGGUCAUUCGAGGCAUGGUACCUGAAAAAUGCUUAAGCAAAUUACUUUUUAUAUUUUCCAAGGUCAAUGAUCAUGUAUGUCGCAUGAUGGCCGAAGACUCAGUCCCCAAGUUUAUCAAGACCAAGAAAUAUAAAGACUUGAUACUUCAACAAGAAAAGAAGAAGCAAGAACAACACGAAGAAGAGAGUGAUGAAGAAAGUAUUGAUAUUUAUUUUGAAGAUAGUGAUGAAGAAAAUCAAGUGAUUAGUUUGACAACAGCCUUGUCUGCUCAAAGAAGUUCAAUGGACCAUCAACGACAUAGAAAUGAUGCCAUUUCAAUCAUGUAAUAUAAAUAUGUAUAAUAAGACUUUAAUGUAGGUAGUACAGAUGUACUAUUUAAGACCGUAAGGAGAUUGUAGAAAUAGGAUAAAUUGAAUAAUUAAAACGCCUAAGAAUUCAUAUGCUCAAUAUACUCUAUUAGCACAAGCCGCCAAUGGCACAUGGAAUAAAGUGUAGGAGGAGAUUAAGGAGCAAAGCAAGAUUUUUCUUUUUUAUGUUUGGCUGAGCAAGUCCUAUUUAAAGACAAGUCAACUGAGGUAACUCGAGACACAAAAGCGCCACAGCAGAUAAGAGAAUUGCCAAAAAAAAAAAAA